GAUCAGCUCGAGAGAAGUCAAGUGAGAGAAAGUUCUAGCCAUCCUUGUGUUUUCCCAACAGUUAGCUUUCAUUGUGUUAGCCAAGGCCAGUGUGCGGCCUUGUUGAUAUACCACACACACACACUUUGGUUGAAGCAAGUUGCCAGACCACUAAGUGCCUUAGCCCAUCCAUACAACAUACACUGUGUUGUGCUGUUCCGUGCCUGUGCAUAUUCAGCGUUAUUAAACAACUGGAAUCUUACCUGUCUGUCAUCUGUGGCCUUACCAGCACACGGGAGCGAACACAUCAAGUAAAACCUAACCUAAAGAAUAUACAGUCCACCAAGUCCUCACUUACAGUAAAAGUAAAAGUUGUAAAAAAUAUAUAAAUAGUAAAGUAAAGGACAGAUACCCAAAAAAAACUACUUAAGUAGUACUUUAAAGUAUUUUUACUUAAGUACUUUACACCACUGGCCCUAAUGCUCUGACUAAACACAAAUACGCUUCGCACGCGAUACAGUUUAGGAAACAAUUGGAAUUUAACUUUCAUAUAAGCGAGAAAUACUUGUUCAAAUGCAAAAGAUACUUACUGUAAGCAGUUUAAGAAAGUUGCACCCGGUUGUAUUUUGAGAAACACAGGAAAUGUGGGAUGGAAUGGUCCAGUGGAAAUGCGAGUGCAAAGUGAGAUGAUGCGUUUUAGCCGAGGCGGCGUGUGAAAACAGCCGGAUGCAAGUAAGUGUAUCUUUUGUAUUUGAAAAAUGAUUUAUUGCUUAUAUGAAAGUUAAGUUCCAAAGGUUUCCAAAACUGUAUCGCAAGUUAGGCGUAUUUGCGUUUAGACAGAGCGUUGGGAUUAAACAGAGCAUCGGGAUUGUAGUUCACUAGGGAGCCAGCUGUGAUCAGUACCAGCAGCUGAGAACCCAAGGGGGGGCCGGCUGUAAACUAGGUAUACCUAACUUGGGUUCAUGAGAGCUAGCUAGCUAGCUAGCUGGCCUCAAAAACUAGACAAGGAUAAGUUGUGUAGAUGUGCCAUACCCUCGCAUUGUUCUAUUUAUAGUAACGUUUCUUUAUCUUUCUUGAAGUUGUUGAAAGCCCGCGCCUAUCAACAUUUGUUCCUGCAGGUCGGACGAAGCUCCAUCCUCCCAGAUUCAGACAGCUGUCACAAGAUCACGUUAGAGGCCUUUAAAUUCAAGGAUUCCAUCGCUGAAGAUAUCAAAUGUGCCGACCUGGUUAUCAGCCAUGCUGGUGUGUACAAUGGCCGAAUAAAUAAAAAAACGAAACUACCAAACCGUUGUGCUGGUCUUUAAUGUUGAUAAUUGAUAAUAAUGAAAUGCCUUGUCUUGUAUUCUCAGGGGCAGUUAGUUGUCUGGAGACCCUUGGUGCAGGCAAACCACUGCUAGUGGUGGUCAAUGACAAAUGUAUGGACAAUCACCAGCUAGAGCUGGCCAAACAGCUACACCAAGACUCACACCUACUGUACUGUACAGUGUAAAUCCUCAUGUCCAACUUAAUCAUGAGGACUCACACUUUGUCAAUCUGACAUAUUGUACAUUUCUGCUAAUAAAGUCCCCGAGUUGUCAAAGUGAUUCAAAUUCAUUGGGUCAACUUACAAAUCCCCUUUUGUCUCAAAUUUCACAGCAAUCUCACUGAGACCUUGAGGACGAUAAACCUUUCUGUUCUCUCACUAAUCGGGACAACCAAAUAAUUUUGCCAAUUUCCUGGACAAGUCCCUUGGUGUUCAAUGAUUCCAGCGGAGGGCAGUAUCUUAGGUCAACUCAGUGUUCUUUUAUGGGCUCUGGAGAUGUUUGCACUCUGAAACUCUCCUCAUCUUUGAGAUGAACUGGCGUUGGGGAUGGACAGAGGGAAGCCUGGGCCACAUGUGCCCGGCUUCUAGGUUUCCUACCAGCAUGCAGAGCAAACACCAGAAUGCAACAUCAGGCUGCGCAAGACUUUAAGAUUAAGAGUCUGUUGAAAGGUCAUUUCUGGCCAUGUUCUAUUUCAGCCAGUUUAAGACAGGCUGAUUAGGUAUUAGAUGCUGACUUUUUAAUGGUGGAUGGGGUAUAUUUUCAACUCGAAAUGAUAGACACUCACGGAUGUAGAUACAGUAUAUUGUAAAUCUCAUUCUGAUGAUUUGUUAUGAACAGAACAACUUAUGU
This is a messenger RNA of Coregonus clupeaformis (lake whitefish), 2132 nucleotides long. Its product is annotated as UDP-N-acetylglucosamine transferase subunit ALG13 homolog. NCBI's taxonomy places the organism in Eukaryota, Metazoa, Chordata, Actinopteri, Salmoniformes, Salmonidae. Gene Ontology annotation, molecular function: hexosyltransferase activity. The record is from RefSeq and is a predicted model, not a curated record. Gene Ontology annotation, biological process: dolichol-linked oligosaccharide biosynthetic process. Bases 1283 to 1468 code for a protein of 61 amino acids. The transcript has 2 exons.